Molecule: messenger RNA, 469 nt
Organism: Aspergillus neoniger CBS 115656
Lineage: Eukaryota; Fungi; Ascomycota; Eurotiomycetes; Eurotiales; Aspergillaceae
Exons: 2
Coding region: 1-378 (125 amino acids)
Molecular function (GO): peroxiredoxin activity
Source: RefSeq, a predicted model, not a curated record
AUGACCAAAGAUUCCGAGCUUAGCCACCUCCACGAAACCCUUUUUGAACAAGGUAUAAAACUCCGCCGAGCCGUCGUCGGCGACGCGUACGUGGAUAGAGCCCUGGCCCAAGGAUCCAGCGACUUUUCGCGUCCCGGCCAAGAACUGGUUACUGAAUGGUGCUGGGACCUGGGUAUGUUGAUCGCGUUGAAAACCUGGCCGGAAUUGGCUUUUCAUACUCGCGGUGCUAUCAUCAACGGCCUUACCGAGAAAGAGAUCAGCGAGGCGGUUUUGCAGGCUACUUUUUACUGUGGAGGUCCUUCGGGGACUGAGGCUACGAAGGUUACGGAGAGGGCUAUUAAUGAGAUGAUUGCGAAUGGGGAGUAUAAGCGGGAAUAAACUGUGCGUCGUUGGUUUUCGGGCUUAGAAUAUGAGAGGAUCUUAAUGUUCUUGGAACGUUGGAUCGCUUCAAUUUGGUGAUAUAAAGAUG